This is a messenger RNA of Siniperca chuatsi (mandarin fish), 2779 nucleotides long. RefSeq names its product SPARC-like 1 (gene sparcl1). The transcript has 11 exons. Gene Ontology annotation, molecular function: extracellular matrix binding; protein binding; collagen binding. The record is from RefSeq and is a predicted model, not a curated record. Lineage: Eukaryota; Metazoa; Chordata; Actinopteri; Centrarchiformes; Sinipercidae. Gene Ontology annotation, biological process: anatomical structure development. Bases 131 to 2164 code for a protein of 677 amino acids.
AGCAUGCCAGUUUGUGUGAACAGCGAGAGUGCUGUCUCGAUUACAAAAGGACAUCCUCACAGGUUCAACCUAGGCACGUACUGGUGUUUGUGCAGGAUUCUCAUUUCUCUUGCAACUGUCAGCCUCAGGUAUGAGGGCCUGCUUAGUAUUCCUUUGCUUACUGGCAGCAACAUUUCCCCUGCCUGUAAAAAGUAAACCUCAUGGAAAACAUCAUGGAUUGCAUAAGACGUCACAUACAGCCAAAGAAAAGGACAUUAUCACAGAGGAGGCCAACAAGCCACAGAUUUUACCUACUUUAGUCACGUUUGCGGCCAGCAGCCAGGAGCAGGAAGAUGAGGAAUUGAGCUCUGAAGACAAUGCUAAUGCUAACAAGGAGGAGGGAGAGUUUGAGGUGACUGAAAGGAGUGACAAAAGCACUGUAGUCCUGUUGAGUGAGGAGGAAUUGGUAGACCUCCUGAAGAAAGAUGCAGAAGAAGAGCAGGAAGCAGAAGAAAGAGUGCUAGAGGACGAAGAAGUGGAGACAGACAAAGGCAAGGUGGAGUCUGGUGAAGCUGUGGAGAUAAGUGAAGAUGAGGAAGCUGAGGUGGAGGAGAAGAAGUUGGAUGACAAACUACAAAUAGAGGAAGACGCUAAAGAGGUGACAGAUGAGGAAGAAGAAGUAAAGGAAGAGAGUGUGGAAGAUGCUGAAAUGCUGGAGAAGGAAGAGGUGGAGGUGGAAACGAUGUCACCCAAGGAAAAGGAGUCUGUUGAAAAAGUAGCAGAGGAGCAAGGGGCAAUGCUGGAGGAAACGGAUGGUAGCACAGUUGAUCUUGACUACGCUGCUGAUAGUGGCAUCUUACAACCUCUACAGAUUUUAUCUGCUAAAAUAAAACCCCACACUGACGACACCCAGCUUCUUUCACAAACAGAAGAGAAAGAAACCAGUGAGAAAGAACUGCCCACCAUUGCAGAUGACUAUGAACAAGACAUACAAAACACUGAGGCAGUGGACAGUGAGGAAGUGUCUGAUCAGGACAUGGACAAAGAUUCACAGGCAAAAUCUAUAGAAAUGAGUGCUGAUAAAAAAGAACCCGAAGCAAAUGUGGACCCCCACGAACCAAAGAGCAGUACAGAGUUAGAAUCAGGGUCCCGACCAGCUGGAAAGGAGGAAGAGAAGAGUAAGAAUGACAGUGGAAGUCACACCAGGGGAAAGGCAAGGAAGCAGAAGAAGAACAAGAGGGCAAGGAAGCACUCUCCACAGAGUGAGGAAACACAGUCUGAACCAAUCCAACAGGAUCCUCCGGAGUCUGAGGGCAGCAGCAUUGACAAUACAGUUCACAAGGCAAAGAGGAGAAGGGCAGGAAAAUGGGGUCCUUUAGUAGGAAUGAAUCCAGUGCAGAUAAGAGCCACAGUGGAUCUCUACCCCAGUUCCAGGUCCUCUCUUGGUGGAGGCGUACAUCGCCCAGAAGCCCCUACUGAUCCAUGUGACAACUUUCCCUGCAAACGCGGAAAGACGUGUAAACUUGAUGCGGACAAUAAGCCAGGCUGUGUGUGUCAAGAACCAUCAGAAUGUCCCCCCAGUGUGAAUGAGUUUGAUCAUGUUUGUGGGACAGACAACAAAACGUAUGACACAUCAUGUGAACUCUUUGCUACUAAAUGCAACAUGGAGGGCACUAAGAGAGGACACAGACUUCAUCUAGACUACACUGGGCCAUGCAAACUUAUACCUCCAUGUGUGGACACUGAGCUGAUCCAGUUUCCUCUACGAAUGAGGGAUUGGCUGAAAAAUGUGCUGCUGCAGCUCUAUGAACAUGACUCCAUGUCUCCUGGCUUCCUCACUCCUAAACAGCAUUUUAGAGUGAAGAAAAUUUUUGAGAGUGAGAGGCGUCUUCAUGCUGGUGAUCACCCUGUUGAGCUGCUCGUGCAGGACUUUGAGAAGAACUACAACAUGUAUAUCUACCCAGUGCACUGGCAGUUUGCUCAACUGGACCAACACCCCUCUGACAGAUUUUUGUCCCACUCAGAGCUGGCCCCACUUCGAGUCCCUCUGGUGCCGAUGGAGCACUGCACCUCCCGCUUCUUUCAAGAGUGUGACGCAGACAAGGACAAGCAGGUGUCCUUUAAAGAGUGGACUUCCUGUUUUGGUAUCAAGAAUGAGGAUAUGGAUGUCAACUUGUUAUUCUGAGCUUCAUUUUGUUGCUCAUCUACUACACAAGCUUGUUGAAGCUGCUCCAACAGUGCAGCUUGAGACAGGAGCCUCCAUGAAUCUAUGUAAUACAAGAAACUCUGACACAUGCAGAUCAUUUGCUGAUCAAGUGUUGGUGGUCAAUGCUGUUUUUUUGUGUCAGGCUAAGCUUGGACAUUUGGAUCUGUGUUCUUAGAUAUUAGAAUAAAAGAACAAGCUAUUUUUAGCUGGUUUUAUCCAGACUGUUUUUUAAUGCAUUCCAAACUGGGGAAAAGUUUACAUCAGCUAAUUAGUAGAAAAGUACCAGCUUUUAAAAGAACUGUGGUUUGUAUGUUAGAAUGAUUUAGUGCAGAAUUACUCUUUAAAUACGUAGUUAAUGCCAGACCAUUGAGUUACAGUAGGAAAUGUAAAACAGUAACUGUGAUUCUUAUCUUAGUAGCAAAUGCUGUAAAUAUUUGUCUUUGCAUCCUAAGUUUCCUUGUACCUCUCAUUAAAGCUUUAUGGAAAGCAAUGGACUUCACAAUAUCAUGACGUAGACUAUAUCAAUGCACCCUGUUGUUAAUAAUGACUUUUGUUUCUUUACAGUGCUGAAAUAAACAUCAGUUUAUGCUCUAA